CACUUCUUCUUUUCUCUCUCCAUAGCCUCCACUUUCACCAAUCCUUUGUUUGGUUUGGUUCACAAAGGGUAUGGGGAGCUUAUGAGAGAGAGAGAAAAAAAGACAGGUACUGUAGUGGGAGAAAGCGCUUCUGCUGGCCAUGCCCACUAUAAGCUCUGCUCCCAAUAAAAAAAAAAAACCACAGCGCCAUUACUCUUCUUCUUCUUCCUUCUAAUUUCUUUCACUUUGACCCCAUUAUUGUUGUACUCAACCAAAUGAAAUCCCUCUAAUUUCUCUUCUUCUCUUCUUUCCCAACUCACAGGUGAUGAUGGAUGAAUAUGAAGCAACAAGAAUUGUAUUCUCAAGACUUCAAAAUCUAGACCCUGAAAAUGCUUCUAAAAUCAUGGGACUUCUCCUUCUUCAAGACCAAGGAGAAAAAGAAAUGAUUAGAUUAGCUUUUGGCCCUGAAAGUUUACUCCAUUCCAUGAUUCUCAAAGCUAGAAAUGAAUUCAACUUCAAACCUAAACUUAAUCUCCCAUCUCUUGAACUUCCACUUCCAAAUCAUUCCUUUCCAAACCCAGAUGAUGAAUUUCUCACCACACCCACUAAUAAUAAUCCCAAAACUUUUUACAAUGGAGGAGGUGAUUUUGUAGAUGAGUUUCAGUUUCAAGAACAUCACCAUCAUCAUCAUCAACAACAACUCUCUUUCCUCAAUGAUUGCUCUGUAAAUGAAAACCCAGAUUUCUUUUACCCUGCUCCUCCGGCGAGCCCGAGCGGCGGAAAUUGGUCGGAGGAGGCGGGGUUGGGGCUUGGAUGGCGGCCGUGUCUCUACUAUGCUAGAGGGUUUUGUAAGAAUGGAAGUGGGUGUAGGUUUUUUCACUCCGGUGGCGGUGAUUUGGGUUUGAAAUCGAUGGUGCCUGCCGACGGCGGCGCCGGUGCUGCCGUCGGCAGUGUUGGAAGGACGGAGAUGGUUGAACAGUGUAAUGAUGUUGUUCUUCUCCGGUCGAAUUCCGGUCUGCAGCAGAGACUGGGAGUGGGAUCUGGUAAUGGUUUUUUUCCUUAUUCGCCGACGGCGGCUUCUGAAUUGCUUCUUCAUCAGCAGCAGAACGAAAUGCGAAGAGCGGUGGCCGGUUUAUCCAUGGUGGAGGAAUCGAGCAUCGUGGGGAGAUUCCGGCUAGAAAGAACUGAUUUUUCCGGUGGAGGAAUGGGAAAUCCGGCAGCCAGACAAAUUUACUUGACAUUCCCAGCAGAAAGCUGUUUCAAAGAGGAAGAUGUGUCCAAAUAUUUCAGCAUUUAUGGACCAGUUCAAGACGUGAGAAUCCCAUAUCAGCAGAAGAGGAUGUUUGGAUUCGUAACUUUCGUGUAUGCCGACACGGUUAAGCUUAUUCUGGCUAAGGGGAACCCCCAUUUUGUAUGUGAUUCUCGUGUUCUAGUUAAGCCUUACAAGGAGAAGGGCAAAGUCCCCGACAAGUUCAGGAAACAACAACAAAUUGAAAGGGGGGAUUUCUCUUCACCUUGUGGUACUCCUACUGGUCUUGAUUCUAGAGAUCUUCAUGAUCUCCAUCAUGGUGCAAGAAUGUAUUACAACAGUCAAGACAUGCUGUGGAGGAGGAAACUGGAGGAGCAAGCUGAUUUGCAGCAAGCUCUUGAACUUCAAGCUUUAAGAGUAAUGAGUUUGCAACUUGCUGAUCUCAAAAAGCCUCACCAUCAUCACAUUCCUCUUUCAACUUGUAGCCCUAUUCCCUCCCCCAUUCCCUCUCCUAAUACCUUCAAUCAAACCCUUUUCCAUUCAAUUCCUACCGACUCACAACUUCUCCAAGAGGAUGGGUCGAACCGCUUGCCCGAGAUUCGCAUCGAGCCUCAGGUGGUGAACAAUUUUGAUUCGACAGCUGAUAGUGAUAGUAGCAAUGGCAAGGAAACUGACUUGCAAGAAACUAGUUUGGAGCAUAAUCUUCCUGACAGCCCCUUUGCCUCUGCUUCGUACACGCCAAGUGUUAUUGAGGCCGAUGAAUCGGAUGCCUCAACUGACAAUCAUUCUGCAGCUUCAUCCUUCAUUGCAGCACCCUUCAAGUCUUUCAACUGCCAGUACUCUUCAGGCCAUGGAGCCAUUGGAUUGUAUGCAAGCACGGGUGGACCGACGUGCCGAGUUGGGAUUUAGCGACCCCUUCAGCUCAUCAUAAAUUUCAAGAAGUGUCAUAAGAAAGCCUACAUCACCAAGGACCUGAGAAUUACCAUAACAAUAGUAUUUAUUUAAAAUAAUAAAAAAUCAUAGGAAUGUCAAAGUCUCGAGAUCGACCCUCUGAAAGAAGUUCUUGAUAAAAAGAAAGCUCUUGCUGUCUCUUAGAGUUUUUGGCAUUUUUUUCGUCCCGUGAAGUCUCCCGACAAAUGUGAAAAUGGGAGAGGUCAUUCUUCUAUGAAGAUUGUUGUUGUUGUAGUAGUAGGAGCAGCUAGUGUUAGCUUUUCAAUUUAAUUUAGUGUUAGUUGAAGUGAAGACAGAAGUAAAAGAGAGGAGAAACAGUAAAAGGAGUGUAAAAUGGCAAAGAGAGACAUUGAUUGACAUGCAGUUUUCGCUGUAAUUCUCUUGCCAAUGUAAAUCUUACAAGAGGAAUUCAAGAAAGCCAACAUGUUCAAAAUUCAGUCUUCUUUGUAUAUCAAAAGUGUUAAUGAUCAAUGAUAAUGGCCCUUUAUAUA
Benincasa hispida (wax gourd) is the source of this 2670-nucleotide messenger RNA. RefSeq names its product zinc finger CCCH domain-containing protein 46-like. The record is from RefSeq and is a predicted model, not a curated record. NCBI's taxonomy places the organism in Eukaryota, Viridiplantae, Streptophyta, Magnoliopsida, Cucurbitales, Cucurbitaceae. Gene Ontology annotation, molecular function: RNA binding; metal ion binding.